AAUGGUGACGUUUACCAUAUCAUGAUGGCGGUAGCCUGGACUAUUUUGAAUUCCGUCCCGCUUUUUGAUUUUAACACUACGUCUAGUCCGUGAAAUGUCUUUUUAUUCCUGAGAAAGGAAAAAUAACUCAACUGCUAUCAUGGAUUCCGUCGUGGGGGACGAUUUGACGCUCCCAGUUGACAUCAACGGAAGCUGCAGACUGCCAGACUCCAUAGAUGCUGGAGAAUAUUCUUCAGACACCAUGACAGCUCCAUCCUUCCCUGAGAAGAUGUCCCCAAUCAAAGCUCUAACCAUGAAGGACUAUGAAAACCAAAUCACAGCUCUGAAGAAAGAGAACUUCAACCUGAAGCUGCGCAUUUACUUCAUGGAGGAGCGUAUGCAGCAGAAAUGUGACGACUCCACUGAGGACAUAUUCAAAACGAACAUUGAGCUGAAGGUGGAGUUGGAGUCUAUGAAGAGAGAUCUGGCAGAGAAACAGGAGCUACUUGUGUCUGCAUCGAAAGCGUUGGAGAGUCUGGCUGGCCGAGAGUCCGGAGAACCUCAGCGUUUCAGAGAGCAAGCUCAGAGAGAGAUGGAUGCACUUCGGGAUGCAUUCAACAAGAGGAUAGCUCACCUAGAGCAGUGUCUGCGAACGGCAGAGGAAGAGGUUGAGAAUAUGGCAGCCAUCGCAGAGCAGGAGAAGCUUAAGAAUAUUAAUAUGGAGAAGCAGCUCCAAGCUCUGGGUCCACCGAGCACCUUCACUCCUGUCCCCAGCCCAGUCCAAGACCUGCAGCUGGCCCUGCAGGAGAAAGACAAUAUCAUCGAGCAGCUCAAGAUCACUUUAAAGAACCAGGAAGCCGUGAUCCAUCAGAAGAAAAGGGCAGACAUGGUGACAGACGCACCAUCAGCUGACUGUGUUAAACAGCUGUCUGAUCUCAUCGCCAAGAAAGAUCAGGAACUUGAGGCACUGAGGGACGAGCUACAUAGAGGGAAGGACCAAACAACACCGGACCAUCAGGAGAGUGAGGUUAGCCGAUUGGAGUCCUGCAAUAAACUGCUGACCGAAGAGCUCACCCAAGCAAGAAGCAUCACAGAGAACCUGACUAAAACACUGGAGGAUAUCCAGAAUCAAAACAAGAAUCUGUUAGGGAAAUUGGAGGAGAAGGAGAAUGAACUGAACUCUGAGAAGAAAAAUGCCUUGAAGCGAGACAAAACAAUCCAGGGGCUUACUCAGGUCCUCGGGGAAAAGGAGAAAGAGAUUGCAGAACUGUGUCAUGAGAUUGAGGACAGGGAUGACGCUUUGGCCAAGGCUAGAGAGGCAGCACAUAAAGCCCAACUGCAGAAAUACCAGGGAGUAGAGGAGCACCAAAAUCUAUUAAUGGAAAAGCAGACAGAGCUGGCCCAACUACAGGGUGAACACCAUGCCAAGGUGCUUGAAGCCCAAAAGCUACAGCGUGCCCUUGACAGGAAGGAGCAAGAGCUGGCUGACUUGCAGCAGGCAAAGGACCAGCUAGAGGUGGAGUUGGAGGACCUGCAACAGCAGAAGAAGAAGGGAGACAAAGCCCUGAAUGAUCUGAACAAUCAGCUCAAAAAGCUGAGUGGUGAGAUCGGGGACAGGGAGAGUGCUCUGGAGCAGCAGUACCAGGAAAUGCUGGAUCAAACCAAAAGAAAACUGCAGACCCAUGAGGUCACCAUCCAGCGGCUCACAUCCACUCUGGCUGAUAAAGAGCAGCAGCUACAGGAGUACAUAAACAUGGUCAGAGACUUUGAGCAAAGCAAAAGCCCAGGAGGAAACGAUAAUGUGCUUUCCAAGCUGCGGCAAAGGCUGAAAGAAAAGGAGAGGGCUCUGGAGCAAGCGCUGGAUGAGAAGUUUGCUGCCAUUGAGGAGAAAGACAAUGAGAUACACCAGCUGCAACUGUCUCUUAGGGAGAAGGAAAGAGACCUGGAUAGGCUCAAUAACUUGCUCUCUCACAACGAGGAAACCAUCAAUAGUUUUGACAGUAUGAUCAAGGAGAAGGAUGUGGACCUGCAGCAUCUUGCAAACACACUGAAGAACCUGCAGAGAGCCAAGCAAGAUGUAGAAGAUAACUUGAACAGAUCUCUGAGGGAGAAGGACUCCAUCAUCAGCCAGCUACAACUCUCCCUGGAGGGCAAGACAAAGGAUAUGGAUGAAAUGGCCAAAUCCAUGAUGAGCCAGUCGCAGACACAUGCACAUGACCUCGCUGAACAGAUGGGCCAGAGGUUAAAGGUCACAGAGGCUAUGUUGGCUGAUGCCCUGAAGGCCAGGGAAAGGCUGGUUGCUGACAAUGAGAGUGCUGUGGAAGGACUGUUGGCUACAAUCAGCAGCAAGGACCAGCUCCUCAAGGAGUCUGCAGAGCACUACAAACGCAUGCUGUCUGAGCGCACUCAAGAGAUUCAGGAACUGAGGAAGCAGCUGUCAGAUGGGCAGCAGCAGCUUGCCGCUGCUGAGAGGCAGAGCUCCACAACGGCCCAGGAGGGUUAUUUAGAGACUGCAGAGCUCAAAGCCCUGCUUGCUGAAAAGGAGAGCCUCAUCAACAAGCUUCUGCAGCAUGGUCAGGAGAGGGACCAGUUUCUGGCAGAGAUGAGGCUGAAGGAGGAGCCGGACCAUGUGUUGGAGCUCAGACAAACUAUCAAGAUUAUGCAGGAGAAGUUGGAAGAGACGGAAGCUGAGCUGUCCAGGAGGAACAGUGAGGAUAAUGUGGAGAACAUUCCUCUCUCCAAGAAGACGGUCAUCAUCCUGAAGAAGGAGCUAGCACAGAAAACUGAGGCACUGAACAAAGCACUGAAGAGGGAGAAUGAACUGAAGAUUUCUUUGGCAGAGCUUCAGUCAUUGCUAUCUGAGCUGGAGGGUCGCAAUGAAGGUCAGGCUGCUAAUAUUGACUCCCUGACUGCCACUCUGACGACCAAGGAUGAGAUUAUCAAUGUUCUCCACCAGCGCCUCGGUCAGAGAGGGGACAGUUGGUCUGAUCAUACCCAGGAUCAGGUCAUUGGCUCUGGCAUGGAGAGAUCACUCCCCGGGCUCCCCCAGAGAGAGAGAACCAUGAUUGGUGGAGACAGCCAGCACGAAGCUUUGCCCAACCUUGUAGCCUUGCAACAGGAGCACGAUGCUCUAAACAAAGCCCUGAGAGCCGAACAGCAGCUUUACUCCAGCCUGGUCAGGACCGUAAAGGAGCAGGACAGUGCCCAGCGUCUCCAUGCUCUGCAGCUGGAGCUGACAGCAGUGCAGCUCCUCAGGCAGCAGCUAGAGGACAGCAUCAAAACUAAUGAGGAGCUAAGGGAAGACUUGGAGAGAGAGAUACAGAGAGCCAAACUCAGAGAAGGUAUGGACCUGAUUGAUCCUAAAGAACUGGAGAGCAUGAGACAUCAGCUCGAAGAUGCACAACGCUGGAAUGCCUCUCUGCAGGCUCGCUUAGGAGCCAUACAGAACCGUGGAGGAGGGGUUGGUGGGGCCAAUGAUGGUGGUGACACUUUGAGUUUCAUUGGAGAUCAGACUUCCUACAUGAGUAUCUGUGUAGGAGAGGGGCAGGAUGACAGCUUGUCUCUACUCUCCUCACAGGAGCUCAGGCACAAGGUGGUAGAGCUACAGGAUUGUGUCAGCAGACUGCAGACUUUAAACAACGAGCUGCAGAACCGGCUGUCACUAUUGGAGAAGUCAAAGCAUGAUGCUUAUGGCAAGGAAGACAAAGAUGUGGCCAGCAGCAGCCCCUGGAAACAGCAUCUCGAGAAGACGCGGGAGAUGCAGCCUGUGGCUCACAGUAAGAGGACACAUCGCUAUGGUCAGGAUAAAGAGAGUCAAACAGACAUCAAAAUAGGACAGAUGGUGUCUGGAAAGCUGUUGGUUGAUAGGAGUUUGGACAGUGCCCUUGGCCAGAGUAGAGAGCAUCCUCAGUCUGGCAACAACACCUUGGACUCUGGAGAAAAAGAUUCUAAGGGGAAGAACACACAUGUAAUGGCACUUAAACUCCUGCUGACUGAAUGUGGGGCCACAUCAGUUUCGCAUCUUAGGGAGGAGCUGCUCGGACUUAGAUCCGAAAAUGUGGAGCUGCGGGGUCUCCUGAAAGAACAAAAAUCUACCGAGUGUAAAGAGAAGGAGAGCACAGACGCCUCAGGGAACAGCAGUGAUGGACAGCUUGAACUGAGAAAGAGUGUGGAAACUCUGCAGCUCGAGUCAAGAGGUCACUCUAAGGUUGUCAAUAUGUUGAAAGAGGUGACAGUUGGGGAAACCCCUCUCACCACUGAGCUAAUUGUCCACACCACAGAGGGGAUGGAGAGUCCACAAACUGCAGACGAGUCACACGGCAAAAGUGCAAAGCAGCACGUUGCAAGGCAUGGGGCAGGUGUCAAAUCUCGCCUCCCGGUCCCUGUGAAGCUCAGAGUAGGGGCUAGCAUCAGCACGCAGCUUGUGAGCUCUGACCACCUGAAAACUGAUGCACUUCAACACCAUCACAUGGAUGAUGUAUAUGGGUCUGACCAGCAACUGCAUGCAGACUCCAGCUCCCCCGUGUCACCGCAACACAGCACUUCCCCUUCUUCCACACUCAGAUAUGCACAUCGUAGCAGCAGUCCGGUAGGGUCGGACAAGAGCUCUGAAGCCAGAAUGACACUGGAUUACCCACAGAUUGACUCUUCUCUUUUCACUCAGCUGGAGCUUCUCCACCAGGAGUGUCAGGAGAAAGAGGCCCUGAUCCACAAGCUAAACGAGCAGCUAGCUGACUGGGAAGAGCUCCACGCUCAGCUCCAGGAAAAGUCCAGGCUCAAUCGCCAGUACGUGGAGGCCUUACAGGCUGCAGAAUCCACAAUCGCUUAUCUGACUGCCUGCAGUCUGGACAACCAAGGAGGAUUAGGGACGCAUGCCAGUUCGUGUACAGGUUCUGGCUCUGUGGGUUCAGAUGCUGCCCUCCACGGCAGAUGCGUUGAGCUGCAAAAAGCACUACAGGAGAAGGAGGAUCUCAACAACCAGCUUAUAGAGCUUCUGAACAUGGCAGGGACCAUCGCCUCCCUUGACAGCCAAGAAAAGAAUCCAGAAAACAGUGAUUUAUGUUUGAAGAUAGAGGCAGCCUUGCAGCAGGUGAACGCAUCUUCAAAUAGACAGAGUCCCAGAGGGGUUUUUGGAAGCGCAGAGGACUCUAUGCAGGAGUUGCAACAACACGCAGACUCUUUGCAGGAGGCACUGUGGGAGCAGAAUAGGCUUAAUGCAGAACUGCAGGAAAAACUUAGAGAUGCAGCUGCUCAACAUGGGAACAACAGUAGCACUGCUGACCAGAGUGGUAAAUGUCCAAAGCAGAUAGCUGCAGAAUCAGUUAAGGAAAAUGAGUCAAAGGCAAACCAAUGGGAAAUAGGAAGUUCUAAUAAUGAGGAGCUGACCAGAGUUCUAACGGACUGCCUUAGUGCAGCAGAGUCUGCCGUUGCCUCUCUGGCAGCACACUGUACAAAUACCAGCUCCUUGGCUUCUAGUAGAUCAUCACAGACCAGCCCUGACCUGCAGAUGAACUUGGACAAACUUCAGAGAGCCCUGCAAGAGAGGAAGGAACUGGGAGAACCCACCCAGUCAACCACUAAAUCCAGCGGCAGUCAGUCCGCUGCUUCAUCUGGAACAAAGGGACCGCUUCACCAAGAGCUCCAUGACAACCUCUGCUGCCUCUACAAGGUCUUCAGUGAUCACUCACAGAGGAUCUCCGAACUCCAGGCCUCCCUAGAGGAGGGUCCAGAGAGAGGGAGCGAGGUCCACAGAACAGUGCAGGAUGCCAGGGGAUUACCACCGACUGUUCAGCUCCAGCUGGAGACUCUCCAUAAGGCACUAAGAGAGAAGAAGAAAGCUUGUAAAAGCCUGGAGGAGAAACUGGCCACUGCUCUUACCUACACACCGUCUCCUGAAACUGCACAGAAAGCUCUGGAGCAGGAUGACAAAGGCGUGCAGGUGGAUUUGCAGGACCUGGGUUACGAAACCAGUGGCAAGAGUGAGAACGAUAGGGAAGAGAGCAGUAGCACAGAUCUAGAGGUUGGUGGGAACCCUAGUUGCAGUGCCUCUAGCCUGCCUUCCCUGCUCAAACACGAGCAGGCCACCUUCUCCUCUACUGAAAACCUGGACUCAACCUCCAGCACCCCGUACCCUAGUUCCCCGGCUCUCAGCUCAGCCAAGGUCAGUCUAAAAAGCCUGCAGGUCUAUGACGAGUAUGGUGUUUCUGAGGACCCUCUCCAGCUUCAGGGACAAGUCAGAGAGCUGAAGGUCCAGCUGGAAAACCAGACCAAACUCAUCCUCCAGAUGCAGAGUCUUCUGCGUAGGAACUCUCUCUCCAGUGACCUAGCUGACACCUCUGACCCCUCAGCCAUCAGGGAUCAAGAGGGGACACAGAGAGAGGACCGAAACCACGACAGGAGCUACAGAAAUGGGCAGCUAAGGGAGAAAAAGGAGGGGGAGAACCAGGUGAUGAAGGAUAAAACCAGCCACCUGAAUAUGGACCUGGAAAGAGAGAGGACACUGAACAGAAGCAUGAGCGACCAGCUGCAGCAGACCCGUAGCCGCUCUACAUCACCUGCUAGACUGGACUCCCUGGUGCAGUCGCAGGCCAGGGAGCUGUCACAACUGAGGCAGCAGAUCAAGGAGAGCCGUAGGCUGGGAGCCCAGCAGCGCCGGCAGCUGGAGGAGCUGAGCAAGGCCUUCAAGGAGCUGCUGCAGGCCGGCGAAGUCGACUACUACAUGGGGGAGGUGGUCAAAGAGCAGCUGGACAAGAGCCUGGGCAUUCUGGACAGGCUGGAGGGACGGCUGGACAAAGGAGAGUCUCAUCUGGAUAACGAGGAUGUGGCGGCACUGGAACUGUCUCGCAGGUUGGCAAAAGAGCUGCGAGAGAAGAACUCUCUGAUCCAGAGUCUGCAGAGCCAGUUAAGAGGCCAAAGUUCCAGCAGCCACCACAGCUCUCACUCUGAUCUGUACCACUCAGACAGGCCCUCCUCCUCCUGCUACAGCAGCCCGGCCACACAAGGUGGCAAUCGAGCCCAGAGCCAGCAGAACCCCACUGAUUGGACGGGAGCAGCUGUUCCUCCUGUAGGAGGAGCUCAGGAGGAAGGUGUGUCCAGUCACAGCAGACUGCAGGGCCUGCAGAGGGAGAACGGGCGACUGCAAGAGCAGCUGAGGGACAGCGAGGAGCUCAACGCCACCCUCCGCAGUGAACUGGACCUGCAUCGUUCAAUUAUGGCCCAGACCAGCUCCCACCAUCAGGAACAGGAUCACAGCCACGACCGGGACGGCUCAGGGCCUCAGACGGAUGCACAUAAAGGAGACGGAGACAUUGGCUCACAGAAGAAUGCUGCAGAACAGCCUCACACGAUGAAUCCAGACUUUCUGGCAGAACAUCUACUGGAGAUCCGAGCUCUGCGGCAGCGCCUGGAGGAGAGCAUCCGCACCAACGACCGUCUCAGGGAACAGCUGGAGAAGAAACUAGCCGAGGUGGAGAAAGACCCAGCAGCCACCAACAUCUUCAUCCACGGCAACGAGGAGCAGGGUCAGCUAGCCAAUGAGGUGCGAUUCCUCUGGGGACAAAACCAAACCCUGAAGGAACAGCUCAACAUGGGGUCUAGAGACAAGCAGAAGGAGAAUGAGAAGCUACGAGAGACUCUGGCAAGGCGGACAGCCAAACUGGAGCAGAGCAGGAACGAGUGUGAUGCUCUGAGGCAAGAAAACACCCGACUUGCGGAGAGGCUGGAGCAGAGCAGCCAAGAAAACUCGCAGCUGCAGGAUUCACUGCACUACAGCAAGGAGGAGCUGCACAGGUUGCAGUGCGAGGUGAAGCUCCAGAGACAGCAGCUGUCUGACUCCCAACAUCUUCUGCAGUCACUGCGGGUGGAGCUGCACGUUUACGAAAAGAUCAAGGCCGAAACUCAGAAACAAAAAGAAUCGAGUGAGGCGACCCAGGAGCCCGUCUCAGUCCCUCCCUCCGGUUCACUGGACCUGAGUGAGCUGCUGCUGGAGAUCAGACACCUGAGGCUUCAGCUGGAGAGGAGCAUCCAGACCAACACGGCACUGCGACAGAGACUGGAGGAGCAGCUGCUUAGAGGACCCAACCGCUCUGAAACCAUCAAUAUCAACUACCUGCUGUCCUCUCCAGAUGAAGGAGGCAGGUCACCAGGUCGUGAAGGCUGCGAUCCUCUCCGUCACUCAUUUCAGAGUCACAAUGAACACACCAGGAUCGUCCAUGAUGAGAAACGUCGCACUCAUUCAGAGGUGGACGGCGGGUCAUUCAGCAGCAGUUCUGGCGACAGUGUCUCUGGCGCUCCCUCCCGCCUGGUGCCGGGGCACCGGAUGUGGGCCAAUCGCAACGGCCGCCAUAUUUUGGGUCUGAUUGAGGACUACAACGCCCUCCGCAAACAGAUCUCAGAGGGCCGUAAGCUGUCGCGCAGCAUGGACACACAACUGCAGGAGUGGCUGCACACACUCAGACAGCAGGGCUCUGACAACAAGGUGAUCGAACAGCACCAUCUGAAGAGUCUGUCCGGCAGCAUGAACACCAUGCAGCAAGUGUUAGAGGAGGCUGGCCGAAUGCUCAAACUGGUGUGGAGAGUCUCUUUGCCAGCUGGUAACACAGCAGGGGACAGCGGCAGCAACCAGCAGGAUGACCUGCUGAAAAAUGAGAUAGCCAGACUGAAAAGCAGGCUGUCACAGCAGGAGAGGAUGCUGAGUGGAGCCGUUAAACGCCUCCGAACAACCAACCAGCUCAAAGAGGGAAUGGAAAGAGUCAUCAUCGAUCAGUUGUGUGUAACCCAUGGAGUGUUGAAGAAAGCCAGAGGGAAUUUAGAGACAAAUUACUGUACCCUCUUUGGUCUGAAAGGCCUGUCUGGAGGACCAGACGAAGGAGGUCCCAGUCAAUGGCCAGUAGGGGACACUACAGACCCUCAGGAGAUAUUUGUCCCUGGACGACUGCAGGCAGACACUCUGGAGCCUCAGAGGAUCACAAUAGUGACGCCUCUUUACACUGCAGCUACUAACUCUUCCGGUACAAUGGCGUAAACUGCUUUUGAUAAUGUAGCUACCUAAUUAAUUCUGCUGUAAAACUGUCACCUUACUCUCCAGAUAUCAGUCAUUUUAUACUAUAAUUGCACAUGACCAGCCUAUAAUUUGAUUUAUGUUAGGUACUUAAGUUGUAAAAAAUUCUUAAAUCGUCUUUGUAAAUAGUAAUUCAUUUUAAUAUUUCCUUUUAUAUGAUGCAUAUAAGAACGUGAAAAUGUAUUUUAUUACAGAGUUAUUGUUUAUAACGUUUGUUUUCAUCGGCCAGUUUAUGGUUCAGGGCUACUGUGUGUUCAAGGAAUUAUGUACAAAUGCAGUAAAGACAACUUAUGAUGACAC
This is a messenger RNA of Micropterus salmoides (largemouth bass), 9337 nucleotides long. RefSeq names its product CDK5 regulatory subunit associated protein 2 (gene cdk5rap2). NCBI's taxonomy places the organism in Eukaryota, Metazoa, Chordata, Actinopteri, Centrarchiformes, Centrarchidae. Gene Ontology annotation, cellular component: microtubule organizing center. The record is from RefSeq and is a predicted model, not a curated record.